CAAGAAACCAAUAUAAGAUCUUCACACAGACCAAAUUGAUGAGUUGCGCUUAAGCUUCAACACGCAUCUUUUUAUUUUGACGCACAUCUAUAGCACUAGCAGCGCAGCAGACAGCACUAUCUAAGUAUCUACUAGCGCAGCUAUAGAAUAUCUUUAUGGAUGAACACGACAAAUAGCAUUAACAGAGUGGAAAGCGAUUUCUUUAUCUAGGUUACUAGCGGUAUCGUCUUCAGCAUCUGACUCUUACGACAAGCGAUGAAAAUACGAUUUCAAGAAUGAGUAAACGAAUAGAAAUGCCCUAAAGAACCUAAGUAACCUAACCAACGCUAAGUCAUCAACAGAACGAUAAUAUUUAUUUCGGACACGAUAUCGAUAUGCACCGCCACCGCCGGUGAAUCAAUCAAAAAGAAGGCAAAUCAGUUGAUAUUUACGCCAGGAGGUUUUCUCCAAUUUUUUGUCUCAAAAAACCACAAAAUGACCGAACAGCGAUUGCAUUUGUACUCUGGCGCGCCAAAAAUGAGAAUUGUAGCGUUCGCACUGGUGUUCGCCCACUCCGCCGCGAUCGCCGGAGGAUUAUCACUCAGAAGGACCGUAGGAGUUCCCUCCACGCGCGGAGAUGGGAGUGUGGGCACCGCAGCGAGUGCAGAUAAGAGAAAAAAUCCCAUUACAAGCACAACGUCUCCUUUGAGAACUUCCGUCGACCCGCUUUCACUAGCAGGCUCUAGCACGACCGGCGGUUCGGCGGUACAGUCCUUGCACGACGUUUCCGCACCCUCCCGACCACCGGACAACAACAUCACAGCGCAGCCUUCUUUUGUGAGAUCCCCCACCAGCAGAGGAACUUCCAGCACAAACCCGCUGCAACUCCAACUGCAGGAUCAGCCGGCGUCGACCCAGUUCCAGUCGCCGGAUCAUGCAGCACAACAACUGGCAGCCGUGUGCAGCAGUGCCGGAGCAAUUGCAACCGCAGAGGCGAAUCCGAAUCCCAGCGCCAGCGGGGGCCAACACAGCUUCACCCUGAUGGCGAGCCUCUUUGAAACUGUGCUCGCCCAGGCCGGUAGCGCACGAAUGCCGCAAAUCCCAACGAUGAGCGUGAAACAGAUGCAGCGGCUAGUGACGCACAGCUGCUACACACUUCUACGCCGAAUGCAGCACCAACAGAGCGCCGGCUCGUCUUCCCCAGGAGCUGCACCUGGACAUCAACAAGCAGAAGAGCCUUCAAGUGAUCAUUCCGAACAGCAGCGCACGCCUGUAGUCGGCGGCACCACGACGACAGCUGCGACCGAUGGAGCAUCAAGCUUCGCAGGUGGAGCUGCAGCAUCUGCUUCCGCAUCUUCCCCACGUCGUGUUUCUGCCAGUGCCUUCGGGUCUGCGUCUUCAUCAGGAGGUAGUUCUUCCGCGUCGUCCGACCGAAGCCCCACGUCUAGUACCCCCACACCUGCAGGCGUUGGCGCCGCGUUGCAGUUCCUUCUCGGUGUGGCGCAGGGUCUGCGUGGCGGAGGUGCCCCACCUAAGCCUUCCAAAUCCUCCUCGUCCCGUCGGUCCGGCAAGAGAAGUAGUAGACCACGCGUGCCUUCCCCGCCGGACGGGGGACCCUUGAAGCGCGUAGAACAAGUGGACGGGGGUCUGGCGAGCUUGGGGCCGUACGCAGCUCGGGCCGAAGAACCGGAACUCCUGAAGGGCGCCAGCAGUAGUGGUCUUUCCAGGGCGGGCAAGGGGAUGCACAAGUCAAAGUCUUCCAGUAGUGUGAGUUGUAAUCUGGCUGGUUUAGCUACAACUAGCGACGAUGAGGAACAGUGUGGCAGCCGCGGCAGGCACCACCGGAUGAACUCACCACCUGGACGAGGGACUAGCGCUGGCGGCAGCGGCGCGGCCGAAGUGGAGCCUCGCCCUCACUUCUCACCGCCUGACCGGUCUCGCAGUUCGUCUAGCACAAGCUUUGGAAGCGGAGUUUCCUCCCCGACGAGAGGCUCAAGCUCGCCUUUGACCGCAUCCCCCUUGCGACAGUUUUCGGGUGGCAGCGGGGAUAGGGGUACUGCGUCGGGAUUUUCACCUCAGGGGUUGGGACCAACAAGGUAGUAUACUGCGCUUCGGCUAUGAAAGAUGGAGCGCAACUUUAGUGUUAGGCAAAAUACAACUCAGGCGCAUCGAUCUUAAAACGCUCUAUGAUGAUCGUCUUCGUUGUUCCGUCAUGUUGAUGUAGUUGGUCGUGGUUUCAAUUUUAUCAAAUUUUGAUCUUCCCCCGAAUAGUGAUCACAUGACAAGAUGGAUAUCACGAUAUGGUUAUCUCAACGACAAAAUUACAUCACAGCGGCAGUGCGGCCAAGGACGAUGAGCACUUGCUUCGAGACUUUGUUCUUCAGCCCGCUUCCGCCGACCCAAAAAUGCAAGAGGAGGAUCUGAAGAUAUUGCAGAACGAGAUUGAGGCGGCGCUGCACGAGUCGCUUUUGGCAGUUACACAGUCUCCAGUCGAAGGACUAGGAAGCCCGGCGGGCGGUGCUGCACCCACAUCUUCUCCGACUGCGGCAUCGUUCAGCGACUCCUCGUCCGGCGAUCCGGAUAGCUUUCGCAGACGCGGUAGUUUGAAUCAAUUCUCCACCCUACAACGGUCCUUCUCUUCCGGACAUGAGCUAUUCAGGAUUGAAGAAGAGGGGGCGCACUGCAGUUCCACAUCCGCGUUCGCUUCUGAAGGUGAUGCCUUUCAGCAUCCCAGUGGGGAACUUGUUGGAGGCGGAGGUGCAACUAGUCCUAGUACUAGUGGGAAUUGUGCUAGUACUUCUGCCUCGCGGGUCGUGGAUGAUGUUGUUCAGGACGUGAAAAUGCUAGGAUUACCAGUGCUGCCGGGAGACGGAGAUCAUGUUAAGGGAGAUUUUCGCGACGGUUCCGAAGAUGACGGCUCGUUCUUCUCCGAGGAUGACAGAAGUAGAGCCGCUUCUCCUUGUUCAGCGGUUCAAGCUCCAGGUUUUUGGUACAAUAAUUACCGUGGAGGUCCUGGCGGAAGUACUUCUAGAUCCAGGGGCCAUGGGAGUACAACUUCGAAAUCACGACUCGCCGAACACAGACGCAUGCGCAAGAUCCCGCCGUCCUCGCAAAAGAUUUCUGAAAGUACUAGCGACGAAGACUGCGAAGAAGAACUACAGGUGGAACAAGACGGAGGACAAGUGCGGCGCACCAUCCGUGAAGUAGAAGACCCCGGGGCGAUUUUUGUGUGCCAGACACCCAUGCCGGACGUGCUUGACCACGCGCCGGGGAAGGUUCUUGGGCAGAUGUCGUUUCUGCACCGAGGAGGAGAUCCACUUCCGCAGCGAAAACCAUCUUCCUCUUCCCUCGCCACGACGACAACACUAUUUCAUCGCGAGAACAGCACUCUUUCAAGAACGGGCAGCACCGGAAGUGCUGCCAGUGGCAGUCACACUGGACUGUCGGAUCUCGUCUCGAUUGCCAAUGACGCGAGUAUAGGACCGCCGCACGAGGAGGACGUGCCACCGUUCUACUUUUCUACAGGAGCAGCUGCGUCAGAGCACCAGGGGCCGUAUGUGAAACAGGAGGUGCGUGGCGAAGGGACCAUUUCCAGUGGUCCGCAAUAAAAAUGAUAGAUUUAUUUCUCAGAUCAUGAUCAGCAAAUAAGAAUAACACAAAAUUAAAAAGAAAAAGUGAGAGUGGUACUAGAACCCUCUGUGUGCGGCCGUCUCUGGAUAAAGUCUUGGAACGUUACGCGGUGGCAAGGCGGGUCUGUCUACUUAUUGUUUCACAUGCUACAAACCACACCAGCGGGACGACUUUCCUAGACCAAGAACGGCGACACGCAUGAACAAAAUAAUGAUUCCAUGGAACUAUAAUAGAACGAAACCUCAGCGCCACAUUGGGAUUCAUUAUUACCAGGAACAAGUACUAGCAUUAUAGUUUUUGAAGGUUCUUCUACAAAUAUGAAAUCAAAUAUCCUGAUGCAGAGCAGGCGGCGGCUGCAUUUACAUAUACAUAGUACUCGAGCAUAAUUGCGGAGCAGUCUUUUGUUUCUGUAUACCAUGGUGAUCAGUUGAACUUGCUUCGGGUUCUGAUCGCGUCGACAGUCGGCCAGAGGCGGACGGCUGGCGUAAGUAUCCGUGUGAUAUUUUUACACAUCAAUUCACUAGAAGUAGAGCAGGCGGCCUCUUCUUUGUUGUAUAUUUUUACAUAAAAAUUCGAUGACACUCAGAAAGUCGCUUGCAAUCGAUCGACUAAAAAACGUGACAGAUGAGGACUAGGAAGUAAGCAGCGGAAGAAACACUACAUCUAGAAUGCGAGCCCGAGCGCGAAUUCGUGUAUGAUCUUGUAGCGUUCAGGUGAAUAAGUAGGAAUACUCAGGCAGCAAGAACCCAAAAAUGAGAAAUGACACAAUUAGCGCAAAUACCAUUCGCGGCAGUACUUUAUUUCUGGAUACGAACUGACGCCGACAAGCCGCGCGCUUUGGUUCUAUCUUAGAGGCAGGAAAGCAGCUUACUUCUCUGACGUGGUCUUCGUUUUAGCUCUCUUUUCUUUAAUAAAACUUGAUAGUUGAUACGAGUUUUUGUUUUGGUCUUCCUUCUCUGGUGCGUAGAGUUACGGGAGUACUGUAUCUGUGCCUGUUAUUGACAUUUUCUUCGGUAGUUUUCGACGUGUGAUCUCGGCUAAAAAAAGAAAAAGGCUAAAAACCAGUCCAAAUGAGAAUUCCGUAAGAUCUUUAUAUUUGCGGCGUGGAUGCAGCAGCAAAUGCUCAUUCUCGGCCGUUCUAAACAAUAAAAAUUGUAAAGUAAGUAUUCCAUCGUUCUUUGCUUUUUCUUUUCUUUCUGACUGACUUUUCUUGUGCGUCUACAGUAAUAACUUGAUGGAACUUUUCCAAUAAAAAAGUUCAAAGUAUUUGGUUACUUUGUCCUUAGAAUUUUCCCGAGGUCUCGUUGCGCAAGUUCCUUCUAGUGAGUCUUUCACCAAUUAGUACAGUCUGCAUGUGCUAGCUGACGGCGACGCCGGAUGUAGCUCUACUUCAUAAUUGCUUUAGCGUAGCUACACCAACAUCAACAUGACCAUUGUCAUGUCUUGAUAUCAUGUGAAGGUAUCGUUCUCGCUUUUCCUUUUACCAUCGACAUUGCUUGCUCCUGCCCUCUUGCUCUUGCGAAAACGAAUUGUUCGUAAUUAUAAUUUUCAUCAUACCGCGUCUAUUUCUAAAACUAAAAGAAGUUUUGACCACGCUUCGCGAAUGUUUUGACUUCUUGAGCGAACAAAAGUGGUGGUCCCUUUGAAGAAAAUACUUACUUAUUUGAUUUCUCCGCCAUCUUUCAAAAAGCCAAUAGGCAUCCAGUUCCAGGCAUCUUAUGAAAAUUGUGUGUAGAUGUAGAUCCUACUUUCAAGCUCCCCGCCAGUGCGGGAAUUAUUUUUUCAAAGCGAUGCUUUUGCGCCUUGACAGCGUGUUAUUGCACGUUCCUCUUCGGCGUUUCAAUUCCACUCGUUCCGUAGCUCUUUUGAAAAGAAGACCGACGAAAGCUAGAAAGUCUAUGCGUUUCAUUUUUCAAAAUCGGUUUCAGUUUAUUCUUGUUUAAAGAAGAAAAAAAUGUCACGAUAUUGUUAGGUUUUGCAAGUGACAACAGCGCGCACGACUCCACAGGCCCUAAUUUUUUGAAAUAUUCUAGCACCGACUAACGCAAGAAAAGGACAUGCUCCUCACUGUACAAAGUCUGAACAACUUUCGACUUCUUUUUACUUAAAGAAUAUAGCCACCGCCACCUCCGCUAUUAACUAAGCGAUUGCAUUUGCUCCGACGUGCUUACCCCAUUGAGAACAAAGAACCUUUCCGCUUACACUGCUAGAUCUUGUGCGUCAACGUCUUCCUCUCGCCGGACAGAAACUACUCGUAAAAAUCGUGGUCUAGACACGAUGAAGCAAAAAUUUUCCCGGGGGAACGCGCUCGACGAGGACUCGCAAAUAAACGAAUGGAAUACAACAUCGAAAUAAUCUUCCUAAUAAAUGAACCAAUACAAAUCGUUUUCAACUUUUUUUCUCUUCUGCUGAAAAAGACAUACAAUAGAAUCUCAAAACUUACCAAGGAACAACUCGACGGACGACGAAAUGAU
Molecule: messenger RNA, 6083 nt
Organism: Amoebophrya sp. A120
Lineage: Eukaryota; Dinophyceae; Syndiniales; Amoebophryaceae
Source: the annotation of a GenBank genome assembly